CCUUCCUGCCCGGGCCGGGUGCUGGGCCGCGCGGCUGUCCUGAGGAACCGUGAGAGCUGCGAGGGCUCUGCAGCAGGUGGUGGAGCCAGGAUCCAGCCUCCCAUCCUCCCGUCCCUGGCAGGGGCCAGGCAUGUGAAGCCUCCACGGGUCAUGGAGAACCUCCCUGCCUUGACCACUGAGGAGCCGACCCCCAGGGGGAGGGGGCCUGUGGGGCCUUCGGGAAGUGGCGGCAGCAAGGACCAGGUCCGGACUGUGGCCAUGAGGCCCUCUGUGAGCUGGGAGAAAGCAGGGCCUGGGGAGGCCAAGGCGCCGGGGACAGGAGACGAGGCUCCUCCUGCCCACGUGGAUGGGCCUGCUGCUGGGACCCCUCCCUGCCAGAUGGGCGCUUAUCCUACAGACCUCACCCUGCAGCUGCUGGCUGUGCAGAGGAAGAGUGGGCUGCGGGACCCCGGCCUGCAGCAGGCUCUGCGGGGCCAGCUCCGCCUUCUGGAGAAUGACAGCCGGGAGAUGGCCCGCGUGCUCGGGGAGUUAUCAGCUAGGCUGCUGUCCAUCCACAGUGACCAGGACCGGAUCGUGGUGACGUUUAAGACGUUUGAAGAAAUCUGGAAGUUUUCUACCUACCAUGCUCUUGGCUUCACUCAUCACUGCCUGGCAAACCUGCUUUUGGACCAGGCCUACUGGUUGCUCUCGCCCAGCGAGGAGGAGGAGACGGUCAUCCAAGUCCACGUGGAUGAGAAUGCCUUGAGGCUGACCCACGAGAGCCUCCUCAUCCAGGAAGGGCCCUUCUUCGUUCUGUGUCCUGACCACCAUGUGAGAGUGAUGACGGGUCCCUGGGAUUCAGGACUUGGCCCCCAGGCCCUCAGGCAGGCUUCAGGGGCUCCCCAGGGAGAGGCGGCCCCAGAAACAGACGCUUCACCGCCGAGCCCCAGCGCGUCCUCCGAGGAGGCGGCCGUGGCAGCCGCCCCGGAACCUUUGAUUCCGUUUCAUCAGUGGGCUCUGAGGGUCCCCCAGGACCCCAUCGACGACUUCAUGGGUGGCCCUGUGACGCCUGACAACCCGCGGAUGGCUAUGGGGCUGGCCUCAGCGUUGGCAGACUUCCAGGGCUCGGGGCCCGAAGAGAUGACCUUCCAAAGCGGCGACCUCAUCGAGAUCCUCGGGGCGCAGGUGCCCGGCCUGCCCUGGUGCGUGGGCCGACACGCAGCCUCGGGCCAGGUGGGGUUUGUGCCCAGCAGCCUCGUCAGCAUGCAGGGCCCAGUGUCCGAGUUGGAAAGUGCGAUUUUCCUCAGUGAGGAAGAAAAGUCAUUCUUCAGCAAGGGCCGCUUUUCUGAGGAGGAUGCCAGGCAGUUGCUGGGGCAGAUGUCAGGCACCGAUGUGUGCACGGUGUACAGCCUGGACUCAGUGGAGGAAGCUGAGACUGAGCAGCCCCAGGAACAAGAUCCUUGCCUGAGCCCGGAGCCGCAGGAGACCCUGCAGAAGGUGAAGAAUGUUCUGGAACAAUGCAAGACUUGCCAAGGCUACCCCCAGGAGCCAGCGUCCUGGGAUCUCCGUGUGGCAUCCAGCAACGACAGCUUGCAGGACCCGGAGGAGCCCUCCUUCUGCUUGGAAGCUGAGGACGACUGGGCGGACCCGGAGAGCCCGAGCUCGCUGCUGCUGUUCCUGAACGCUCCCGAGUACAAGGCUGGCUUCCGUGGCCUGUAUGACGUGGCGCUGCCGUGGCUGAGCACUGUGUUCUGCAGCUUCGGCGAUGAGGAAGAGGUGACUGGGCGCCUGGCACAGGCCCGGGGCACUGCCAAGAAAGCUGGCCUCCUCAUGGCACUGGCCAGACUGUGCUUCCUCCUGGGGCGGCUGUGCAGCAGGAGACUCAAGCUGUCCCAGGCCCGGGUGUACUUUGAGGAAGCGCUGGGGGCACUGGAGGGCCGCUUUGGAGACCUGUUCCUGGUGGUGGCCGUGUAUGCCAACCUGGCCAGCAUUUACCGGAAGCAGAAGAACCGGGAGAAGUGUGCACAGGUGGUGCCCAAAGCCAUGGCCCUGCUCCUGGGCAUGCCCGGCCACAUCUGCAGUACCGAGGCGGAGGGGGAGCUCCUGCAGCUGGCGCUGCGGUGGGCGGUGGGCGGCCAGAGCCCGCAGGCCGAGGCCCGGGCCUGCUUCCUGCUGGCCAGGCACCAUGUGCACCUCAAGCAGCCCGAGGAGGCGCUGCCCUUCCUAGAGAGGCUGCUGCUUUUGCACAGGGACUCGGGAGCCCCGGCGGCUUCGUGGCCCACGGACUGCUCCCUGCUCCUGGCUGACAUCUACAGCCGCAAGUGCCUGCCCCACCUGGUGCUGGGCUGUGUCAAGGUGGCCUCAUUGCGGACACGAGGCUCACUGGCCAGCUCGCUGAGGAGCGUGGACUUAGUGCUCCGGAACGCCCCCCAGCCCCACGGCCUCCCUGCCCAGACUUCCCAUUACCUCAGGCAAGCGCUGGCCUCCCUGACCCCGGACACGGGCCAGCCACUGCAUGGCCCCCUCUACGCCAGCCUGGCCCAGCUGUACAGCCACCACGGGUGCCACGGCCCGGCCAUCACCUUCAUGACACAGGCAGUGGAAGCCAGUGCGGCUGCCGGAGUCCGUGCCAUCGUGGACCAUCUAGUGGCUUUGGCCUGGCUGCACGUGCUGCACGGGCAGAGCCCGGUGGCCCUGGACAUCCUGCAGUCUGUCCAGGAUGCGGGGGUGGCCAGCGAGGACCAGGAGGGUGUGAUUGCCAACAUGGUGGCCGUGGCCCUGAAGAGGACCGGCCGGACGAGGCAGGCAGCUGAGGGCUACUACCAUGCCCUGCAGGUGGCUCAGGGCCUGGGCCAGCAGAGGAACCAGGCAGUGGUGCUAGCCAACUUCGGGGCUCUGUGCCUGCACGUGGGGGCCAGCAGGCUGGCGCGGCACUAUCUCCUGGAGGCUGUGCGGCUGUUCUCGAGGCUGCCCCGCAGGGAGUGUGGCCGGGACUUCACCCACGUGCUCCUGCAGCUGGGUCACUUAUGCACCCGCCAGGGCCCCGCCCAGCAGGGCAAGGGCUACUACGAGUGGGCCCUUCUGGUCGCCGUGGAGACAGGCCACGUGGAAAGCCAGCUGAGGGCCGUCCAGCGGCUGUGCCACUUCUACAGUGCCGUCAUGCCCAGCGAGCCCUCGGCACGAAAAAUGUAUCAUCAUGACCCGAGAAAUGGGAGGGGGGGGGGGGAAUUACUAUAUGAAUGA
Messenger RNA from Saimiri boliviensis boliviensis (Bolivian squirrel monkey), 3222 nucleotides. It is a transcript of the gene SH3TC1, whose product is annotated as SH3 domain and tetratricopeptide repeats 1. The record is from RefSeq and is a predicted model, not a curated record. Lineage: Eukaryota; Metazoa; Chordata; Mammalia; Primates; Cebidae. Gene Ontology annotation, molecular function: protein binding.